GGUAGCAGCCAAGACCCCUCAAGGACAAAGUUUCUCAUUUAGAAGGAUCAAAGCUACAGUGGAAAAAUCUGGAUUGCUGCAGAUAGCUUAACUUAGUUUCAUUUGGGCAAAGAUUUGUUGUGUUUCAUCUAAUUGAUUCUGAAGAGCCAAAGCAUGGUUGACCCUACAGGUGAUGUUUCUCUCUCGACUGUGGAGUCCACCCUGUACAACAAUGUCAAGGCGCUACUCAAAGAGAUGAACAGCCAAAGUAAUUCACAGAAAGGAAUGCUUAGAUGGAGUCUUCAGAAGAAGUUGGAGAGUGAUCCAUCCUGCAGCAUUUCAUUGAUCCAACUACUGGUCAAAGAGCUGGAGAACAAGCUACAGACAGUUAGCGAGAUCUCUAAAACAGGAUCCUGCAUGCAUAUCAUCCCAGUGCUGCACACUCUCUACUAUGUGGUUAUUCAGUCAGGUGUCAUGAUUCCCGCCAGCCUUUACCAGACAGUGUAUGAGUGUCUGAUGAAACUGCUGAUAUUACCGUCACCUUGCUCUGCUGUGGUCCUGAGCACUCUGAGGAGCAUCAAGAUGGAAAUGACCACACCAGGUUCCUUAUAUCAGAGGAGAGUCAUUGCAGAGCAGAACGUGAAGAACGACCAUUUCACUGUGCAGGAAAAGGUGUUUGUGCUUGCUGAUCCAGCCGUGUUUUCUGCUCCGCUGGAAGCCACAGUGAGAGCCUAUCUGGAGGCUUCCAGCUUUCUCAGGAACACAUUAACCAUGGAAAAAAAUGUGGUGCUGCAUGUGCUGCAGAGGGGGCUGGGGGUGACAUGCCAAAGCUCCACACUGGCUAAGGCUCUGGAGGCUUUGGAGGACCAUGUGGUAGAGAAAUAUUUUCAGGAUGUGGUUCUAGUUGUGGAGGAGAGUAUAAAGAAAGGUGCAAGUGGUAGAGCAAACUAUCUCGUCAAACUACAAGACACAUACAGAGACAUCUUGACUACGUCCGGAGAAGAAAUAACCACGGCAGAUCACAGCUCUGUGUGCAGCACUGCAAUGCCCUUUCCAGAGAUCAUUUUUGUCUUGUGGAGAUACGAAGAAGAUCUAUGGAAUCUGUUAGCAAAUUUCGCCCUGUGUGGCUGCCCUCACUCUAGCCUGGAUGAAGAAGAUAAGGACAAAAAGAAUUCACUUCGGUGUGAGAACAAUGGGAUAGAGAAACAUCUAAAAGAGAGUGACUUUGAUGACAGAGAGCAGCCUCCAGACAGAAAUCCUGCACCAGCAUUCAGUCGGAGAAAAGCCUUUAAGAACAUGAAGCCAGCAGAUAAACUGAGCCUAAUGAGGGAGAAGAUAGAAGCAUUUCCUGGUAGCUCCCCUGUCCUUAAAGAAGACAGGAUGCGUCACACAGCACGGGUAGUGGUAAUGGGGGAUGAUCGUGUGCUGGGAAGGCUUACCAGGGCUUACCACUCUAUUCGAGAGAGAGAAUCAAAACGUCUUAUUUUGACCAAGAAACUGAACCUGCAGUUGUACUACAUCCCAGUGACUGAUAUGGAGCCAUCGCUCAGUUCAUCCGAUGAAGAUAGAUUGUCUCUCGCCUCCUUAUUGGGAAGAGUGGAUCCUUGGUACAACUGCAACAUCAACAGUCUGCGAACUGCAAUCUCCAGACUGGCUGGAAUGCACUCUGAUCACAGCAAGACAUCGCAGCAAAACCUUUUCCUGCUGGACACCCUGUGUUACUACCUUCGCUGUGGGACGCAGCCAGUUAACCUGCCACUCUAUUCUGUGAAGAUGACCCUCUCCAGCUCUGACGAGAGUUCUGUCGUGGAGGAUGUGUUUGUGUCCAAUCUGGAGGCAGACAUCCCAGAGUUCAGACACCUCAAAGAAAAGGAGCCCUUCCCACGCAAAAAGAAGUCAGCAUUGGAGGUCUUUGGAACAGCCAUCUCAGUCACUUAUACAAAGCAGAUCUCUUCAAGCAAAAGGGAAGUUGUAAAGGCAGAGGCACCCAUGACGUACAGUGUGGUUAUUACAUCAGAGCCGGCAGCUGUCACGUCAGGUGGUGGUUACCUUACUGUCAGGUUUGACUGUUUGAACCCAGGAUACAACACAGCGAUCCAUGCUCGAAACAUCAGCAUCAGGACGAUGGAGCAUCGAUCACUCUCUGUGUGUCUGGACAAAGACUCUCGCAGGACAUACACUGAUGUCCAAAGGAUAGAGAUUUGUCCUUGCUUAGACCCAGGGUGCAGCAUCCGGUCCAGGUUCAGUGUCAGCGCAGACCGCGAGCUGCCAUUGAGCAAGUAUUUGGACCAAGUUCUGUCACUUCCAAUCAACACGUUCACUGGUGUGACUCCCUGAAAGACAAGAGCUGCCAGCUUCUCAUGUACAGAUACACUGCUGUAUACAAUGCUAUAUCAACACCAGCACUUUGCAAUGCAAUGUAUAUGACUGUGGGUUAACAUUCAUUAACUGAUGAUCCAUGAAGUGUUAAUUAAUCGGAUAAACUCAUUGUUAAUUACAUUUACACAGGUACUUAAGUACAGCUUAGAGGUGCUAGUACUUUCAGUAUUUCAUUUUUUGCCAGUUGAUAUUUCUACUUCAGUACAGUUCACGAAAAAAAUGUUGCAUUUUUUUUAUUCAAUUGCAAUUAUUUCACAGCUGUAGUUGCAAGAUACUUUUAUGUUACAAGUUAUAAGAUAUGAUGCAACAUCACAGAUGAAACACUUCAACACUAUCAGUAUACACAUUUGUUGAAAUGAUAUCAAACGUAACUACACUAAAAUGCUGCUUGUGUGUUAAAGGAACAGUUCUGCCUUCUCAUGAACAUAAUGGAGCCAAAUGACACUUCUCUUGUGGUGCUCAAAGCAGCAAAUAAAUAAAGAAAGAAAGAAAAACAACUCAAAA
This is a messenger RNA of Scatophagus argus, 2862 nucleotides long. It is a transcript of the gene pik3r6b, whose product is annotated as phosphoinositide-3-kinase, regulatory subunit 6b. Gene Ontology annotation, molecular function: 1-phosphatidylinositol-3-kinase regulator activity. The record is from RefSeq and is a predicted model, not a curated record. The transcript is spliced from 20 exons. NCBI's taxonomy places the organism in Eukaryota, Metazoa, Chordata, Actinopteri, Scatophagidae. Gene Ontology annotation, biological process: positive regulation of MAP kinase activity; G protein-coupled receptor signaling pathway. Gene Ontology annotation, cellular component: phosphatidylinositol 3-kinase complex, class IB. Bases 154 to 2316 code for a protein of 720 amino acids.